GAAAAAUUCCAAUGACAUUGACAUUUGACAUUGUCUUAGAAAUUUACAGUUUUGUGAAAAAUAUAAAGGUAUCAUAAACGUUAUUGUACGAAUGCAUAUAAUUUGCAAUGGCUAAUCAAGAGCCCACCGAUUUGGAUUGGGUGCAAUUGCGCCGUGAAAUGGGCACAAUACCACAAGUAGAAACAACACAAGAAAAAUUUGUGAGAAAGUUUCAGGAAAAUCCAUUUGUACCUUUAGGUUGUGCAGCAACGGCAGGUGCCUUGACUUAUGGCUUAUGGUGUUUUAGAAAUGGAAAAACACACAUGUCUCAAACUAUGAUGAGGAUGAGAAUUUUGGCCCAAGGAUUUACCAUUACAGCUCUUGUUGUUGGAGUUGUAAUGACAACUGGAAAAACAUUAAAAUAAUUGUACAAACAAUCAAAAUAUUUUAACUGUUCUUAUAAAAUUAAAAUGCUGUUGUAGUAGACAUUGAAUAGGUUAUAUUAUUUUUAAUAAAAUAUAGGAUAUAAAAAGAUAAAUGCA
Messenger RNA from Zerene cesonia (dogface butterfly), 521 nucleotides. Its product is annotated as HIG1 domain family member 2A. Bases 108 to 404 code for a protein of 98 amino acids. Gene Ontology annotation, cellular component: mitochondrion. The record is from RefSeq and is a predicted model, not a curated record. The transcript is spliced from 3 exons. NCBI's taxonomy places the organism in Eukaryota, Metazoa, Arthropoda, Insecta, Lepidoptera, Pieridae. Gene Ontology annotation, biological process: mitochondrial respirasome assembly.